AAUUGGUGUAAUUUUUGAUAAAUUUUUCAUAUAAUCUAAGAAAGUGAUAGAUCUCUUAUCAAUAUGAACGGUUUACCCCAGCUUCGCCCUGAACCAUUUCAAGUCACGUUCAGAGUAAAUUACUGACCGAUCGGGCACAAUUCAGUAACAAAGUUCAUAACGUCUGUGAUACACGUGAAUCAUUCGGAUUGAAACUGGUUAAUUGAAGCACGUAAUUGUGAAACAAAUGAGCAAGUUACUUAGAAUUGGAUUCCUCGGCGGAGGAAAAAUGGCACAGGCCAUGGCAAAUGGUUUCAUUUCUGCUGGUUUGACGAAAGGUGAAAAUGUAGUCGCUAGCUUUCAUCCAUCCGAUGAACCAAACAUCAAAGCUUUCAAAUCGUUUGGGGCAGAAACCUUUGUGGAGAACCUUCCCGUAGUGAAGAAAUCUGAAGUCAUUUUCGUCUCCGUCAAACCAUCCGUCGUUUCAACCGUCCUCGAAAAUGUGCGUCCUGAUAGUGAAGGGAAAUUAUUCAUCUCGAUUGCAAUGGGUGUUACGCUCGCUGAACUGGAGAAGUCUCUUUCCCCAAAAGCACGUGUCAUCAGAGUAAUGCCAAACACCCCUGCUUUAGUUCGAAGCGGGGCUUCAGUAUAUGUCCGUGGUAAAACCGCAACUGUCGACGAUUGUACUCUAACCCAGUCGCUGUUCGAAGCAAUCGGCACUUGCGAAGAAGUAACUGAAUAUCUAAUGGAUCCAAUCACUGCACUUUCGGGUAGCGGGCCGGCCUACAUAUUUGUGUUGAUAGAAGCACUUGCAGACGGGGGAGUAAGAAUGGGUUUACCAAGAGAUCUGGCAUAUCGGUUGGCAUCACAAACGGUGCUGGGAUCUGGAAAACUGGUGCGAGAAUCUGACCGGCACCCAGGACAGCUGAAAGAUGACGUAACAAGCCCAGCCGGAUCGACCGCUGCAGGAUUGGCAUUCUUGGAGCAAAAUGCAUUUCGACAUGCCGUGGCCGGAGCCGUAGAAGCAGCAACACUUCGAUGCCGUCAAGUUUCAGGCAAUAAAUAAAAUCUAUAGCAUUCCUUUCCUCACCCUUCCCACAUACAUGAAUAUGCAUACAUGUGAAACUAAGAGCGGUUAUAUAGAUAAUAAAUAAUACCAAACAUCA
Molecule: messenger RNA, 1145 nt
Organism: Malaya genurostris
Lineage: Eukaryota; Metazoa; Arthropoda; Insecta; Diptera; Culicidae
Gene: P5cr-2
Product: pyrroline-5-carboxylate reductase 2
Exons: 4
Coding region: 227-1045 (272 amino acids)
Biological process (GO): L-proline biosynthetic process
Molecular function (GO): pyrroline-5-carboxylate reductase activity
Source: RefSeq, a predicted model, not a curated record